AUGGCAUACAUUUCGGUAUUCGAGAUAUUCUAUUCGUUGGUUGAUUGCAUUGCCAAACCCGUCAUCUUCUCAUUUCGUUCUUCCUACAUUGUUUUUGUUGAUUUACACAAAAUCUCUUGGUUUCGGCGAGCAAUUAAAAUCAUACUGCACAAAGUUUAUUGUGGAUUUUUUGGACUAUCAAUGGCCAUAUUUGGUGUGCAUUUCUUAUACAGAUAUUUGAUAACCAAAGGAGAGCCAUUAUUUCAAAAUUUCAACAUAAGCAUCAGAAAUAUAGAAUAUUUGGGUCCGUAUUUCUAUCCAAUCGACUUAAACGGCAACCAGUUUUUCAAUUAUAACACAAUUUACGGCAUCGCAAUUCUCACGUUGAUAAUUGCAUCUUCCAUGUUGAGUGUAUUCUAUUUUGGCCAUAAAUGCUAUUUGCACAUUCAGAAGUUUACAAAAAAUGCAAACUCCAAACUCUCGCAGAAUUUGCAAUCGCAGCUCUUCAACGCCCUCGUUCUUCAGACAUUGAUUCCAUGCGUUCUAAUGUAUAUUCCAGCAUUAGUCCUAUUCACCACUUGCUUCCUUGAUCAAAAUCUCGAAAUGGCCAGCAAUUUUAUCAAUAUUUCGAUAGCCAUGUAUCCAGCAAUCGAUCCGCUUCCCACGAUUUUUGUCGUCAGACGAUAUCGAAAAUUGCUGAAGUGCAUUCUCAAGUGCCUAACAAAGCUCAUUCGAAAAUCGAGCAACUUGAAUGUGGUCUCGUCGAGAAAAAAAGCAAUCGGCUCAUAA
Caenorhabditis bovis is the source of this 768-nucleotide messenger RNA. The record is from the annotation of a GenBank genome assembly. Lineage: Eukaryota; Metazoa; Nematoda; Chromadorea; Rhabditida; Rhabditidae.